AUGGCCAGCACCGUCGUGAAGCAGCCAACAACGGCGGCGCCCACUCUGCAAGAGUCCCAGACCAAUGCUCUCCUAACCCUGCUUAACCUCAACAAUCCGGUGGAGCCACCAAGUAACCCCCUUACAAACCCGCCAAAGCAUGCUUCAUCAACCAAGACGCCUGUUGCUACCGGUCCUCCGGUAUGGAAGGUGCUCGUGUUGGAUCAGCACACCAAGGAUGUCCUUGCGACCGUGCUGCGCGUCCAGGACUUGCGAGACGUGGGAGUGACGCUUCAUGUCCAGCUGCACUCCAACCGGCCGCCACUUCCAGACGUGCCGGCCGUGUACUUCGUGUCUCCAACGUUGCCCAACAUUCGGCGAAUAGCGCAGGACCUGGAGAAGGGCCUGUACGAGUCAUUUCAUCUGAGUUUUGUCGAACCGUUGCCUAGAGCGCUGCUCGAAGAGCUCGCAGCAGCAGUAGCACGAGAUGGUACAGGCGAAUCAGUGGAGCAGGUCCUUGACCAAUACCUUUCUUUCAUCGCUCCGUCGCCUUCCUUAUUCUCACUUCUUCCGCCUCCGACGGCUGCGUCUGCGUCAGCACCCACCACUCCGCAGGAGUACGGAUCUUCGCAAGCACAUUCAACAUAUGCACUCCUCAACUCCCCGUCAUCAAGCGAACAGCAGAUCGAAGAAGAAAUAGAACGUAUUGCGAGCGGCUUGUUCAGCGUCGUGGCGACCAUGGGCUCUGUCCCAAUUAUUCGAUGCCCACGGGGAAACGCGGCAGAGAUGAUUGCGAAGAAGCUCGAGACGAAAAUCCGGGAUGCCAUACUGUCCGCAGCGCGGUCACACUCCACGUCGAUAUUCUCGCAAGAUACGACGGGGCUAUCAAACCUGCAGAGACCCUUGUUGCUUAUCCUCGACAGGAAUGUGGAUCUCGUCCCCAUGAUGUCACAUGGGUGGACGUAUCAGGCGCUUGCCUCAGAUUGUCUCGAGAUGAAGCUAAAUCGCGUCGUCGUUUCACAGCCACAAAAGCGUUCAUACGACCUCGAUUCGAAGGACUUCUUCUGGGCGAAGAACGCAGCAAACCCAUUCCCACAGGUCGCGGAGGACAUCGACACGGAGCUAAACCGGUACAAGCAGGACGCGGCAGAAAUUACGAGAUCCACCGGUGUCAGUGAUGUCAAUGACAUCGCACAGAUGGAUCUAUCAGCCAAUGCCACGCACCUGAAGACGGCCAUUACGGCGCUCCCUGAACUCACGGCACGCAAGGCAGUGUUGGAUACACAUAUGAACAUAGCCACGGCGCUGUUGGAGGAAAUCAAGAAACGUGGGCUUGAUGAGCUGUUCAGCACAGAAGAAGCCAUUGGUAAACAGACCGUGCAAACAAUUCUCGAAACCCUACGCCAUCCAAAGGACGGGGCCAACCCAACACCUCUUGACAAGCUCCGCCUCGUACUUGUCUUCUACCUCUCCUGUUCCGACAACGCCAUCUCGAAGACUGAUAUUGCCGAGCUCGAAAAGGAACUCAAGGCCGCAGGGGUAGACGUGGCUGCGUUCGAAUAUGUCAGACGAACACGGGAGAUCUCACGGAUGACAGUGUCGAGCGCAAUGGGCGGAACCUCUACGCCUAAUGUGGGAGGCAACACGCCCGGCGGGGAACUCUUCAGGGGUUUCGGCGCCCUGAGCAGCAGGCUCACGGACAGACUGAAGGACGGCGGAUUGGAGAACCUGAUAUCCGGCGUGAAAAACUUCUUGCCAGCGAACAAGCUCCUGCCAGUAACGCGUCUGACAGAGGCACUGAUGGAGUCAUCCGCAGCGUCCAACCAGAGUCUGCAAGAGACAGACGAGUACCUCUUCCUUGAUCCACGCGCCUCUCGCAAUGCUGCGGGUCUGGGGCUCUCCGGCGUGAAUGCUCCUGUAGGUGCAGCGACGACCGGCGGGCGUUCGAAGCGCAUGGCCUUCACUGACGGGACGGUGUUUGUCGUUGGAGGUGCCGGUUACGUCGAGUACGGCAACCUCGAGGAGUGGGCGAAGCGGAUGGGCAAGAGAGUCACGUAUGGUGGUACGGAGAUUUUGGACCCUGGAGGAUUUGUGCAGACACUGGAGAGUCUGGGCAAGUCGGGCGCACAGGGUUGA
Rhodofomes roseus is the source of this 2115-nucleotide messenger RNA. Its product is annotated as Sec1-like protein. Bases 1 to 2115 code for a protein of 704 amino acids. Gene Ontology annotation, biological process: intracellular protein transport; endoplasmic reticulum to Golgi vesicle-mediated transport. Gene Ontology annotation, cellular component: Golgi membrane; cytosol. NCBI's taxonomy places the organism in Eukaryota, Fungi, Basidiomycota, Agaricomycetes, Polyporales, Fomitopsidaceae. The transcript has 9 exons. Gene Ontology annotation, molecular function: syntaxin binding. The record is from RefSeq and is a predicted model, not a curated record.